GCCGGGGGCUGUUUUCCACACUUUUGUCAUGACUCGCUCACUUGCUCGGCAUGCAGCCUUUGCGCGCAGUGCACCAGGCAGGGUGAGUCAUGCCAGCGACAUGGCAGGAUCUUCAGAAGUUGCAGGUGUUGCAACAGUCUGCAGUGGAGGCAGACGUCACCCUAGCGGCUAAUGCCGCUCUUCGAUCAGCUCACUGGGCUUCCGCUGUCUUCUUGUUGGAUAGCUUUGCCACGCUGGCACUUGAGGUCACACAGGUAGUAUCUGGCUGUGCAUUGACAGCAGUGGCCAGGAGCCUCCCACAUUGGGCAACUUGCUUGACCCUCUUGCAGAUUUCCCUGACUCGAGCACUGGCCAGCCUCAUUUCGCACAAUAUUGUCAUUGCAAUGUGCGGCAAGACGCUUUGCUGGAACAGGUCACUGUCCCUCACAGCCUCACUAACGCGGAGCCGGUUGCGGCCAACGGCCUCAACGAUAGGAGGUUUGUUGACGGCAUUCGAGAGGGGAGGUUAUUGGGUUGCAGCUUUGUCAAAACUGAGUUUGACUCGCGAGCAGCCUGCUUGGCUGUAUGGAGCGAAGGGUGGAGAGGUGUCAGUCACCUGGAAUGCAGGAGUGGCUGCAUGUGCUUCUUCUGCUGCGUGGGAAUGGGCUGCAAAGCUGGUGCGAGGCGAGCCGUGGAGAGGUGUGUCAACGAAGGCUGUGGGCACAGCAGGCUACAAUGCAGCCAUGGCUGCGUGUGGAAACUGGGUGGUUGCUAUGGAGCUUCUUCGGCAACUCUUGCGCAGUGGCUCCCAGGCAGACACUGCGAGUGUAUGCACGACAAUAGGUGCUUGCGCCACUGGCCUGGCUUGGUUCGCUUGCCUUCAACUCAUUGCCGGCGCAUCAUCUUUUGCGGUGGCGGCUGACAGAGUUGGAUACAAUGCUGCAAUGAAAGCUUGUGGCGAUCGCGGUUUGUGGUGGUGGUCGUCGUGGCUUUUGGAAGAAGUGAAGAUCAGCGAGAACUCGGCCCGCACAACAUGUGCAGGCAUCUCUGCAGCUGGUGCUGAGGGAGCGUGGGAAGUGUCAAUGACAUUGAUGUCUGAAGCAGCACUCGCCUUGGUGGAGUUUGAUGUGGCUGUUUACAAUGCUGCCCUCAGUGUGCUGGCAGGCAAUGAUCGGUGGCAGGCGACGCUGCAACUUCGACAGCGUCUCCAAGCAGCUGGACUGAAAGAAACAGCUGGCACUGUGAAUCCAGUGGCAGUGGCAGCCGGCAGAGGGAGCAGUUGGGCAAGUGCUGUGACAGCUUUGGAGGAGGAGCAUUGCCAAGAUGCUGCUGCUUUGGGGGCUGCAAUCACGGCUUCUGCUCAAGGGAGCCAGUGGAUCAGGUGCCUCCAUCUUCUGUCACUGCCGAUGCUUCAGAGUGAGUCUGCUUUAGCAACCUACAAUGCAUUGAUCACAGUUCUGGGAGAGCAGGCCCUUCAUGACAAGACCAUGCAGCUGCUGGGAGAAGCUGUGAAGCUGACACUCAGGCCAAGCAUCGUCACCUUCAAUGCAGCUAUGGACGUCACUUCUGCCAGCGGUUGGCUUGGAGCCGUUGCCUUGCUUGAGGCACUCCGAUCCCAGACCUUGGAGUCGGAUGCAUUCACGUAUUACUAUGCCAUCGGCGCAUGUGAGGGGAGCUCUGCAGCAGCACCGUUCGGAAGAUCUUUGGUGGCAGAGGCUUUACCGAUCCUGGAAAGUCGAGCAGCUCAACUCUUUGGCAGUCGUCUCAUCAUCCUGGAUCAAAUACGGGCGCUGGACUUCUUCACGAGUGCCUUGGAGGAAGCCUACAGAUCUGCGAUCCAACCAGUGGUGGCCAGGUUGCGGCUCUUGUGCGCGCAGAAGACCAGGACGAAUCCCGCAGCAACAAGGCUCAUGGACAAUGUCCUGGCAAAUUUCUUUGGUCUUGAAGGAUCUUUGACUCAAGAGACCUUGCAACUCAUCAGCAACGUCAGCGAGGCGGAUCGCACUUGGGUUGACAGAGGAAGAUGCUUUGCCCGGCACAGCUUACAAGGGAGCAACGCAAUCUUUAGGUGCAAUUGCCGUGAUAAGAUUCGCGCGCAGCGCCGUCUUUGAAUUUGUAGCACAGCGCCCAAAAGCAACUCUGAGGAGAGAUCCAAUGAGCAAGACACUUGCUGCAUGGUCAUCAUUUCGGUUUGAUCAUGAGCAAUCUGACGAUGCUGGGCAUGCAAUGCGGAUGAUUGGCCACAGCACGAUGCAUGGAGAACAACUCCUCCCAGUCUAUGUACAACAUGAUCGUGCACCUCACAGUGAACGGCAGACUCUCCUAUGCGUUUUGCUUGCAUUACAAGCCAA
Durusdinium trenchii is the source of this 2330-nucleotide messenger RNA. NCBI's taxonomy places the organism in Eukaryota, Dinophyceae, Suessiales, Symbiodiniaceae. The record is from the annotation of a GenBank genome assembly.